Messenger RNA from Amblyraja radiata (thorny skate), 3516 nucleotides. It is a transcript of the gene skor2, whose product is annotated as SKI family transcriptional corepressor 2. Gene Ontology annotation, biological process: negative regulation of BMP signaling pathway; negative regulation of transcription by RNA polymerase II. Gene Ontology annotation, cellular component: nucleus; cytoplasm; transcription regulator complex. Lineage: Eukaryota; Metazoa; Chordata; Chondrichthyes; Rajiformes; Rajidae. Gene Ontology annotation, molecular function: DNA-binding transcription factor activity, RNA polymerase II-specific; SMAD binding; RNA polymerase II cis-regulatory region sequence-specific DNA binding. The record is from RefSeq and is a predicted model, not a curated record. Bases 262 to 2463 code for a protein of 733 amino acids. The transcript has 9 exons.
UGCAACACUCAGCCCAGGGGCUCCCUGCGACGCUUAAACUCUCUGCUCCAUCACAGUCCAGAGCAGCCUCUGACUGCCGCAGCUUCUGGGAUGUGCCUUGAAACAGCGGCCAAAUACGCCAGGAUUUGCAGACCCGCCAGUGGGGUUAAAGAAAGGUUCGGGAGGAACUGCGGCCGAGGCCACAAUGCUCGUGUGACGGGCGACCCGCAUUUACUAACACAAGGUACAAGGAGAGGCUGUGAUAUAUAAACGCCAGGCAUUAUGGAAAACGUCUCCACGUCUCUCCCAGGGCCCACUGAUGUUCCGCUCACAGCACCAAGUUCUUUUGAGCGAGACUCCCCAAGUCAACAGAGGCCUCCCCACAUCCCGAUGAAACCCAAUCAAGUUGGCCAAGUCAUGCUGUACGGGGUGCCCAUAGUGUCACUCAUCAUCGAUAACCAAGAGAGGCUGUGCCUGGCUCAGAUUUCCAACACCCUGCUGAAGAACUACAGCUACAACGAGAUCCACAACAGGAGGGUGGCUCUGGGCAUCACCUGCGUCCAAUGUACGCCUGUCCAACUGGAGAUCUUGCGCAGGGCUGGGGCCAUGCCAAUCUCAUCCAGGAGAUGCGGGAUGAUAACCAAGCGGGAAUCCGAGAGACUGUGCAAGUCCUUUCUAGGUGAGAACAGGCCUCCAAAGCUCCCUGACAACUUUGCAUUCGACGUCAGCCACGAGUGCGCUUGGGGGAGCAGGGGUAGCUUCAUCCCUGCCCGCUACAACAGCUCGAGGGCCAAGUGCAUCAAGUGCUCAUAUUGCAGUAUGUACUUCUCUCCCAACAAGUUCAUAUUCCAUUCCCACCGCACCCCAGAGGCUAAGUACACUCAACCCGAUGCCGCCAAUUUCAAUUCGUGGAGGAGGCACCUCAAGUUAACCGACAAGACUCCACAACAGGACAUGGCCUACGCGUGGGAAGACGUGAAAGCCAUGUUUAACGGGGGCAGCCGCAAGCGGGCCUUGCCGGGUCACUGUGGCUCGCUCAGCGCAGACAAGGCAGUAGGUAGCGUUAUCACCCACAUGAUGGCCCCGGACCUCGCCCACAAAAGGGCCAGGUUCGCCGAGGACGACGAAGACGGGGGCAGCGUCUCUUCGCGGAAGCACCUGCGGAGUUAUCCAGUGAUCCCGGUCCCGAGCAAAGGAUUCGGGAUGCUACAAAAAUUCCCAGCCGCCUCGUUAUUCCCCAACCCUUACACGUUCCCAGCGUUCGGCCUGUGCCAGAAAAAAGACGACGGCGACACCCUUUCAGCGGGCCAGAAGCAAAACGGGCUCUCCGGACUCCUGUGGCCAGGUAGGAAGGAUGCCUUCUACCCACCGCUCUGCAUGUUCUGGCCGCCCAGGGCAGCGAGCGGUAUCCCCGUGCCCACCUACCUCCAGCCCCAGCCCAGCGCCAUCACACCGGCCGGGGAAUCCCCAACCCUAAGGCAAGCCUUCCUGGACCUCUCCGAGCAAACCGAAGCGGGCGCAUUCGCAAAUCCAAGGGACAACCUGUUUGAAGGCGACAGCGUAAACCACCCGGCCACCCCCGACCACAGACUGGCUGCCGACGGGAGAGUCAAACUCUUAGACGUGAGCACUUUCACGGCCAGGAAGCAGAGCUACCUGUCCGCCUUCAGGCCCGUGGUGAAGGACAUCGAGAGCAUCGCCAAACUUCACGACAACUUGGAGGAGUUUGGGUCGGAUCGACACCCUUCCCCGGGCACUAGCUGCAGUUACCACAGCGACAGUGCGGAGAGUGAAGAGGAACAAGAGGUGGACGUGGAGAGCAACAAACUCUCGGGCGAUGGGCUGGAGGAGGCCAUCUCUCCCGGCCACUACACGCACAGCAAACCACAACAGGACAACCGGCCUAAAGACACUAAAGACAAGACCGCUUUCUCCAACUCCAAAGGAGAACCAGCCGGGGACACGAAGGAAGGAACGGAAGGCCCGGCCAAUAAAAGAGGCCCCACUCCCUGUGACAUUACACCAUUGGAGCCACCCAGUUACAAAGAUGGUCUUAAAAAUGGAACCAAAAAACACUCACUCUUUUCUAAAAGGAAUGAAGAUAAUUUUCCUAAUCAGACAAAACAACAGGAUUGUUUUGCGGAAGAAUCCGAUAGCUCAGGGGUGGGAUUCUGGCGCGAACCCGCGGUAGACCACGAACAAGAAUCAACGUCUCGGCUUUCGAACAAAACUGAUGUGGCAAAUAUGGAUAAAGAAGAACUUCAGAAAGUGCUGUUGGAACAGAUUGAUCUGAGGCGGAGAUUAGAGCAGGAGUUUAAGGCGUUAAAGGGUAACGCUUCUUUCACUGUUGUCAAUAACUUCCAGGACCAAAUGAAGCGGGAAUUAGCAUAUCGGGAGGAAAUGGUUCAACAACUACAGAUGAUUCCUUAUGCAGCAAGCUUGAUGAGGAAAGAAAGGCUCAACACGCAGCUGAAUAAAAGUUAAAUGGUCUAUGAACUGGACUGAAGUUUCAGUAGCAUGUAGCAGUGCUCAUCAUUUGUAAGAUAUAACCACAGAGCAAAGUUCCAGGUGCAAAUCCUACGCAUCAGAAGAACGAUCAGAUAAAGAAUUGAAAAUGAGACUUAUUCUGAAUUUUCAAACUCAAUGGAAAAUGCACAAUCGAUGACUCCCAAGAGACCUAAAUACUGCAGUUCAUACUUUAUUAGUAACACAAAGAACUACUCUUAACUGGUUUCAUAAGUCGUUGGUGCUUACAUUUAGAUAUUCUUCCCAUGUGAAAGAGGAUGGUGAACUCAUCUAAAGAAGAUUGGCGAGUCAAUUUUUAGGGUAUUUGCGGUUUCAUCAUAAGAUGGUCAUGGAGAACAUUUGACAGAAGACUGUUGGAAUCACUCUUAAGAAGACUGGUGAGCCCAUUUUUAGGAGAUUCAUGGUCCGAUUUAAAACUUGGGCAAGCACUUUGAAGAGUCUGUGAACCCAGUGGAUAAAUGAAGUACAAUCUAUAUGGAUGUGUGUUUGCACAAGUACAUGAGUGCAGAUUUCAGGAAGACCAUUGGUUGAUCCAUUGUAUGUUCUUUUUGGUGAAAUGCUAUAAACUGAACUCUUCUUUUGUCAAUUUAAAUUGCAUUAUGACCAAGAAGGAAGGGAGCAAUUGAAACAUUGAAACAGUUGGAUAGGAAAAAAACAGCUUUAAUCCAAUUCUUCCCUUGCUCUUGCCUGUUUAAAUUAUUAAGGGUUAAAUAAGAGUAUCCUCUAUCACUUGAAAUAUUUUGGCUCUAAAUAUUGGGUGUAUUUAAUAUUAUUGUUAUUAUUACAAUGUAUUUAAAUCCUUUGUGCAACUCCCUAAUUAAUUAGGAAUGUAAAUAAAGCCUAUCAUAUACCAAUUACUGCAGUGAAGGCAAUGGAUUGUUUUUGGAAUAUAGAAGUAAAAUACUUCGGUAAAUUUGUGUUUUUGUACAAAAGAUAUGCACCUAAAUUGUAAAUAUUAAUGAAAAAAUUUAUCCUUCCCUCAAACCUUAGAAAAUGGGAUUAUUGCAUUGA